AUGAAGACGACCCCGGCGCUUCGUUGCUGUCUUUUGGCGGUCACCCCCCAGAAGAUGCAUCCGUCACCCUCCUCCUCCUUCUCCUCCUCCUCCUCCUCCUCCUCCUCCUCCUCCUCCUCCUCCUCCUACUCUUCCACUUGUUCCAAUUUGGUUCCACCUUGUAGCGAGUCAGCCCCGAGCGGUCAGAUCUGUCCUCCUUUCCGAUCGGAUUCCCAUUAG
Messenger RNA from Spirometra erinaceieuropaei, 219 nucleotides. The record is from the annotation of a GenBank genome assembly. NCBI's taxonomy places the organism in Eukaryota, Metazoa, Platyhelminthes, Cestoda, Diphyllobothriidea, Diphyllobothriidae.